CGAAUUUGUGUAGCUAGCAUGAGCAAUUUGUUCUGUGCUCGGUAGUAACUCGACUUCAGGAAGGAUUGGUUCGUACUAAGUAGCUGUACGCGCAACAUUGAAUUUGCUUCGAGGUUUACUGAAGAUCUAUCAACAUAUGCGGGUGUAAGUAUCUUGUCCUUUACAGCAUUGUUCUGUUCUGACUAGAGUAAACAGCGGAAAAAGGUUUUGUUUGUUUUGAUUCUUGUUUGAUGCAUAAAGACGAAUUUUUCACGACCCGAGACGGAAAAGAAACUGCGUUGCAGCAUGGGCGGACAGGUUAAGAAGGACAACUACAAGUCCUGGGGUCCCCCUGGAGGAGGGUACUGGGUAUGGAAAGGCAAGAAGGGGAGCGGCAAGGGCGGUGGCAAGAAGGGAAACAAGGCUGGGAAGGGGUGGGAAAUGCAGAUGUCCAAAAAGAUCACGAAGUGGUUGCGUUACAACAUGCGGGACGAGUUCCCUGAAAACGAAAGUAAUUGGGUACACCACACCGCCGUCCCCGGGUUUGGAGAGGAGUUUACGGAGCCGCAGCUGCGUGCUAUCAUCAAAGCUGACCCGGACCACUUACACGCCUGGGACCAGUAUGAUAAGGAGGAUAAGGAGAGAAUGGACAUGGGAGAGGAGCUACGGAAGUUGAAAAGUGCGGGCACAUUCCUUCAUGGUUGCUUUGUUUUUGCCAGAUGCUCUUACUCAGUCUGACUUGACGUUCGACCGUUAUUUUGUGAAUUACCAAUCUUCCUCGUAGAAGAUGCAACGAGUUUUUACGGACCGGUCAGAAAAAUGUGCCUCGUAUCUACCAAUGAAUGCAAUUACGUUCGUUGAUGAUGAGAAUGCUCUGCUCUUGCGGGGAGAUCUACUAGAAUUCAUUGCUUGGUGUAAAAAUAAGAAUGUCGCGUACUUUUCGGUUGCAUAAGGGGGACCGCCAACCGGAUUGUACGUGCGAUCAGUGAAGAAGAACAAGAUCGAAACCAAGGGCAACGACCUGGACGCGUACUGGAAAACCGUUGACAUUGCCUACGCAGUCAAGAACCGGAAGGAAAAGGAGAGGGAGGCUCUGGAGGAGAAGGUAUCUUGAUAUGAUUCCACUUUUUGUUUGGUCGCCUACCUAAGAGUACCUACUAGGUAGCGGAAGUUACCGCUCACUUGUUGUGCUCUUCUUCCUCUAUCUAUGAUGAGCGUCUGUGUCGCUCGCAGAGAAAGUUCCUAUGGCUGCAUUAGAAAUUGCCAUACAUUCAACACGUACAGGAGAAGGAGAACGCUGCGGAGGAGUGAAAUCGUGCCCAUCUUUUGGAAGCUUCGACCUGUGACAAUACAUUAGUGCACCCCCGCACCGUCUCGACGCAAAUUUGGUUCACUAUCGGCAAGUUGUGCGUCUGUGACUCUAGCUAAAACUAUUGUAAUAGGCAAAACUACAAUUGGGCAU
This is a messenger RNA of Amoebophrya sp. A120, 1441 nucleotides long. The record is from the annotation of a GenBank genome assembly. Lineage: Eukaryota; Dinophyceae; Syndiniales; Amoebophryaceae.